AUGACAGCUGUAGACUCUGCUGUCAAUGCACCAACGGUAGUUGUUGUGUUUCACCAACAUAAUGCUUCAAAAGACGACAUUGUGGAGUCAGGAGAAAAAGCGUUGGUCCUUUUAUAUGGUGGCAAGUCCGAUGAAACAUUGGAUUCACUCAGAAUGGGAAAAUUCUUUCAGAAAGUUGCUACAAGCGUUACAUGUGUAGGGCCUGAGAAUAUUCCACCAGCAUAUGCAGCUGAAUCCUAUUGUGGCUAUGUCUUAUUAGUAAUGGCACUUUAUUGGGUUUUCGAAUGCAUGCCUAUAUCAGUUACUUCUCUGAUACCACUGGCCCUAUUCCCCGUGUUUGGCAUUAUGGAUGGUGGCGCUACAGCUUCGAUGUAUUUCAAGGACACCAGCGCUCUGUUACUUGGAGGUAUAAUGAUGGCUAUUGCAAUUGAAAACUGGAAUCUUCAUCGGCGAAUAGCGUUAGGCGUGUUGAUGAUUUCAGGUACAAAACCAAGAUGGUUGUUGUUAGGGUUCAUGUUGGUCACAUGGUUUUUAUCAAUGUGGAUCAGUAACUCAGCGACUACGUCAAUGAUGCUUCCCAUCGCCCAGGCUGUAUUGGUUCGAUUGUCUGAAAUAAAAGAAGAGAAUAAAGAAAAGUUACGAGAGCUCGAAUCGCAUCAUAUUGAUAUAGACUUAUCUGAUGAAGAUAAUGGAGCGGUUGCUUAUGUUGUAGAUAACGGAACUAUGGAUACAAAACCCGGCAAUGAUAGCUUACACAAAGACGUCACAGUGACGGAAAACAGAAAUGAAGUCAAAGAGACGGAUAAUGCGGACGACUUCUCAAUUUCAGAAGAGUACAAAUUAAUGGGUAAAGCUCUUAUGUUGGCAAUAUGUUAUUCAUCAAGUAUCGGCGGAACAUGCACACUGAUAGGAACACCACCAAACCUUAUAUUAUUGGGUCAACUUGACGAUCCUUGUAGAGAGAGUGGAUGUAGGUCUUGUUCAUGUAGCUGUGAAACUAGCGAAGAGGAAACCAUUAUCAAAAAUGUGUUGAAGAAUGAAUACGAAAAACUUGGUGCCUGGAGUUGGGCUGAACUGAGUGUAUUGACGAUGUUUGUUGCUCUGUGUCUAUUUUGGAUAUCCAGAGACAUUGGUGGAUACGGAUGGUGCAUGUUAUUCCCAGAAGACUACAUCACGGAUGCCACUCCUGCAAUCUUCAUGUCCAUAGUUCUAUUUUGUUUUCCGUCAGAGUUCCCAAAUUUUUACUUCUUACGAACCAAAGAAGAUUCCCCUCCUUCAAAACCAAGAACAAGUCUUUUAAACUGGCAGGUCGUAAAUAAGAAGAUGCCAUGGAGUCUCUUUUUGUUAUUGGGUGGCGGUUUUGCACUUGCAGAAGGAAUGGAAAUGUCCGGACUAUCACAGUGGAUUGGCGACUUGCUGACGGCACUCGAUGGACUUUCAGAUUGGGUAAUUGUCCUUAUAUGUGGAGCUGUGGCCUGUUUUUUCACAGAGAUCACGAGUAACACUGCUGUGGCCACCAUUCUUAUACCUAUCUUGAUAUCAUUGGCCGAGACAACGUGUAUUAACCCACUAUAUAUUACAGUGCCGUGCACAAUAUUGGUGUCGUAUGCAUUCAUGUUGCCUGUGGCAACCGCUCCAAAUGCAAUGGUGUUUUCUAAUGGAUUACUGACUAUACCGGAUAUGGCAUUGACUGGUUUCUUUUUGAGUGUGUUUGGCAUCAUAUGGAUUACUUUUUGGGUCAACUCUUGGGGUAACUUGUUUGAAGAUAUUGACACAUAUCCUGAAUGGGCGAUGUUGGAUAACACAACAUGCGUCGACUCGGAAUCCUAUUGUGGCUAUGUCUUAUUAGUAAUGGCACUUUAUUGGGUUUUUGAAUGCAUGCCCAUGGCCGUUACUUCUCUGUUACCACUAGCCCUAUUCCCCUUGUUUGGUAUCCUGGAUGGUGGCGCCACGGCUGCAAAGUAUUUCAAGGACACCAGCGCUCUGUUACUUGGAGGUAUAAUGAUGGCUAUUGCCAUUGAACACUGGAAUCUUCAUCGACGAAUAGCGUUAGGCGUGUUGAUGGUUUCGGGUACAAAACCCAGAUGGUUAUUAUUGGGGUUCAUGUUGGUCACAUGGUUUUUAUCAAUGUGGAUCAGUAACUCAGCGACUACGUCAAUGAUGCUUCCCAUCGCCCAGGCUGUAUUGAUUCGAUUAUCUGAGCUAAAAAAGGAAAAGAGCCAAAAUGGGCGACAGGUCAAAUCCAAUCAUAUUGAUAUAGACAUACCAUGUGAAAAUGGAGCUGUAACCUAUGUCGUAGACUAUGGAACUAUGAAUACAACACUAAACGAUAAAGUACACACAGAAGUCACAGUGAUGGGAAAAAAUGAAGUCAAAGAGACGGAUAAUGCGGACGACACCCCAGUUUCAGAAGAGUACAUAUCAAUGGGUAAAGCUCUUAUGUUGGCAAUAUGUUAUUCGUCAAGUAUCGGCGGAACAUGUACACUCAUAGGAACGCCUGGUAACCUUGUAUUGGUGGGCCAACUAGACGAUCGUUACCCUGACCAUCCUCUAAAUUUUAUAAAUUGGUUCGUCUUCAGUUUUCCUUCUGCUCUUGUAUUUAUAUUCCUUGCAUGGUUGUGGCUGCUUGCAGUUUUCCUGAGAUCAAAUUGGGCUGAACUAAGUGUAUUGACGAUGUUUGUAACUCUGUGUCUACUAUGGAUAUCAAGAGACAUUGGUGGAUACGGAUGGUGCAUGUUAUUCCCAGAAGAAUACGUCACUGAUGCCACCCCUGCAAUUGUCAUAUCCAUAAUCCUGUUUUGUUAUCCGUCAGACUUUCCAAAUUUUUACUUUUUUCGAACUAAAGAAGACUCUCCUCCUUCCAAGCCAAGAACAAGUCUUUUAAACUGGCAGAUCGUAAAUAAGAAAAUGCCAUGGAGUCUAUUCUUAUUAAUGGGUGGCGGUUUUGCACUUGCAGAAGGAAUGGAGGUGUCCGGACUAUCACAGUGGAUUGGCGACUUGCUGACGGCACUCGAUGGACUUUCAGAUUGGGUAAUUGUACUUAUAUGUGGAGCUGUGGCUUGUUACUUCACGGAGAUUACGUGUAGCACUGCUGUUACCACCAUUCUUGCACCUAUUUUGAUAUCGUUGGCUGAGACAACGUGUAUUAACCCACUAUAUCUAACAGUGCCGUGUACAAUAUUGAUAUCGUAUGCAUUCAUGUUACCUGCGGCAUGCGUUCCAAAUGCAAUGGUGUUUUCUAAUGGAUUACUGACUAUACCGGAUAUGGCAGUAACUGGUUUCUUUCUGAGUAUGUAUGGCAUUAUAUGGAUUAAUUUAUGGGUCAACUCCUGGGGCAACUUGUUGUUUGACGAUUUGUAUACAUAUCCUGAAUGGGCUAUGUCGGAUAACACAACAUGCGUUGACUCGGCAAUUUAA
Saccoglossus kowalevskii is the source of this 3417-nucleotide messenger RNA. RefSeq names its product solute carrier family 13 member 2-like. Lineage: Eukaryota; Metazoa; Hemichordata; Enteropneusta; Harrimaniidae. The record is from RefSeq and is a predicted model, not a curated record. Gene Ontology annotation, molecular function: transmembrane transporter activity. Gene Ontology annotation, cellular component: plasma membrane. Gene Ontology annotation, biological process: transmembrane transport.